ACCAUGUUUCGUCCUCGCACUCUCAGAGUUGAUUAUGAUAAAAGUGUAAACGUCGUUUGCGUGGUGGGCUCGGCGCUUCACGUAGCACUGAACAGGAGUGCGCCUCCAAACUCUGCAUACUUCUCAGUCAAAUGCACCGCCAACGUUCAGUACAGCAUUGCCCCGCCCACCCAGGCGACCUCUCACCUUUACCCCACUUCCCUGGAUGUAAAGACAAUGCUGCUCAUCUCCAUGAGCAGUGCCAGCGAACAUGAGAACGACAGCAAGCUGUCUGUCCGAUACUACGGGAAGGAUAAAGAAGUUUUGAGCACUGCCAUCCUGCAUUUGACAGCACUUGAAAUCUCUCUUGAUGUGGAUGCUGACCGAGAUGGCGUUGUGGAGAGAAACAACCCUAAUAAGAGUUCUUGGAAGUGGGGUCCUAAUGGACACGGAGCCAUCCUAUUGGUCAACUGUGACUCGGAGCGACGUUUUUCCAAAACACUCGACACUGAGGUGGACUACAUCUCCAAGUUGUCAGAUCUGCGGGACAUGUCCGAGAUGAUUCUGCGGACACGAGGGCCCACUAAGCUUCCGCCAGGCUACAAGCUCACCAUGCACAUUUCUCAGGGCGACGCAGAGAGCGUCAGGGUUUACAGGUCCAGUCCUCACUCGUAUGGAAAUUUUCUGUCUGGCGUAUCGGGCGAUUUUACUCGAGUGUUGACAAGCCAGAUGUUGUCUAGGGAGGUGCCGUACCUCGGGGGCGUCGCCGAGAUGAGCUUUUACGUGGAGGGUCUCAGGUUUCCGGACAAGGACUUUGAUGGGCUCAUCAGUAUCAAUCUUAGCCUGCUAGAGCCCAUAUGUAAAGGUCUUCCCGAGACCCCCAUUUUCACGGACACCGUCGUGUUUAGAGUGGCGCCGUGGAUCAUGACGCCAAACACAUUACGGCCGGUUGAGGUGUUUGUGUGCAGCACGUCAGAUAACUACGGCUUCCUGAAAGGGAUGAAAAAUCUGGUGGCAAACAGCGGCUACAAGCUCAACAUUUGUCACGAGUACAUGAACAGAGGCGACCGCUGGAUGCAAGAUGAGUUGGAAUUUGGGUACAUCGAAGCACCACAUCACCGCUUUCCCGUGGUCUUGGAUUCACCCAGAGAUGGAAAGCUUUUGGAUUUUCCCUACAAUGAACUACUGGGCCCAGACUUUGGCUACGUCACAAGAAUGGCCCUGAGAAAAGACGUGAGCAGUCUGGACUCAUUCGGCAACCUGGAAGUCAGUCCUCCUGUCACGGUCGACGGGAAAGAAUAUCCGUUGGGAAGGAUCAUCAUCGGUGUGGCUUUUCCCACAGCCACCAAAGGACGGAACAUGACCAAAGUGGUUCAGGACUUCCUAUGGGCACAGAAGGUCCAACAGCCCAUCGCUUUGUUUUCCGACUGGCUUGUCGUCGGGCACGUAGAUGAAUUCAUGACGUUUGUUCCUGCACCAGACAGAAAGGGAUUUCGGCUCCUGCUGGCCAGUCCGGACGCUGGCUACAAGCUAUUCAGAGGCCUAAAGAACAACGGCCAUGGAAAGGCCAAACUAUUUGAGGGGCGCAGUGACCAAAAGCCGAUCACAGUGGAUGAAAUACUGGAAGACGAAGCCUUUCAAGCUGAGAACAACUACGUUCAGAGCUGCAUUGACUGGAACAGAGACGUGCUGAAGCGUGAGCUGGGCUUGGAUGACGCCGACAUCAUCGACUUGCCCAUCCUCUUCAAGUUAGAACAGGAUGUCGACCACGAGUUCCGAGCGGUGGCCUUCUACCCGGACAUGGUGAACAUGAUUGUGCUGGGGCAAAACCUGGGCAUCCCCAAACCAUUCGGCCCCAAGGUGAACGGCCGCUGUGCCCUGGAGGCGGAGAUGUGCUCCCUAAUGGGGGGUCUGGGACUCAACUGCACCUUUAUCGACGAUUUUGCCUCUUACCACCAGCUCCUGGGUGAGGUCCACUGUGGCUCCAAUGUACGCAGAGAAGCGUUUAACUUCAAGUGGUGGGAAUUAGACAUGUGA
Nerophis lumbriciformis (worm pipefish) is the source of this 2016-nucleotide messenger RNA. Lineage: Eukaryota; Metazoa; Chordata; Actinopteri; Syngnathiformes; Syngnathidae. The record is from RefSeq and is a predicted model, not a curated record.